AUGUUGGAUCCGGCCGCCGCGCGACAACUCGCCGCCCGCGCCGCCGCACCGCCGUCCUCGCGGAACGCCGCGCCCGAGGAGGUGAUCAAGCUCGAGGAGAGCGGCGACGACGACAUCUACCGGCCGUCGCCUCCACGCGCCGGCGACGCCGGCCGAGGCACGAGCCGCCGAUCGAGGACCUCAGUCGAUAUGGCAGCAGCAGAGGGCAAGUUGAGUCCAGAUGCCAACGUUAACGGCCAUGUCGUCAGCACCAAGGACUACCUGGAUCCUCCUCCGACGCUGCUGUUUGACGCCGGCGAGUUGGGCAAGUGGUCACUCUACCGCGCCGUCAUCGCCGAGUUCACCGCCACGCUUCUCUUCGUCUACGUCGCCAUCGCCACCGUCAUCGGCCACAAGCGCCAGACAGACGCGGCACCGUGCAGCGGUGCUGGCGUGCUCGGCAUCGCCUGGGCCUUCGGCGGCAUGAUCGCCGUCCUCGUGUACUGCACUGCCGGCAUCUCAGGCGGCCACAUCAACCCCGCCGUCACUUUCGCCCUCCUACUCGCGCGCAAGGUCUCUCUGCCGCGUGCCCUCCUCUACGUGCUGGCUCAGUGCCUCGGCGCCAUCUGCGGCGCGGCGCUGGUGAGGGCCGUGCACGGGGGCCGCCACUACGUGCUGUACGGCGGCGGUGCCAACGAGCUCGCACCGGGGUAUUCGCGGACGGCAGGGCUGGUGGCCGAGGCGCUGGGAACCGCCGUGCUGGUGUAUACAGUGUUCUCGGCGACGGACCCGAAGCGCAUGGCGCGGGACUCCCACGUGGCGGUGCUUGCGCCGCUGGUCAUCGGGUUCGCCGUGUUCAUGGCACACCUCGCCACCAUUCCUGUCACGGGCACUGGCAUCAACCCGGCGAGGAGCUUUGGCGCCGCCGUGGUGUACAAUGGCCAGAAGGCCUGGGACGAGCAGUGGAUCUUCUGGGUCGGGCCGUUCGUCGGCGCCGCCGUCGCCAUGUUGUACCACCAGUACGUCCUCAGGAACGGCGCCGCCAAGCACUCCUUCGGCUCCAACCACGACGACGUGGAGGCCUAG
Messenger RNA from Lolium rigidum, 1065 nucleotides. Its product is annotated as aquaporin PIP2-5-like. Gene Ontology annotation, cellular component: plasma membrane. Gene Ontology annotation, molecular function: water channel activity. The record is from RefSeq and is a predicted model, not a curated record. Gene Ontology annotation, biological process: transmembrane transport. Lineage: Eukaryota; Viridiplantae; Streptophyta; Magnoliopsida; Poales; Poaceae. Bases 1 to 1065 code for a protein of 354 amino acids. The transcript is spliced from 2 exons.